Messenger RNA from Stegodyphus dumicola, 1929 nucleotides. Its product is annotated as fatty acyl-CoA reductase 1-like. NCBI's taxonomy places the organism in Eukaryota, Metazoa, Arthropoda, Arachnida, Araneae, Eresidae. Gene Ontology annotation, cellular component: peroxisome. Gene Ontology annotation, molecular function: alcohol-forming very long-chain fatty acyl-CoA reductase (NADP+) activity. The record is from RefSeq and is a predicted model, not a curated record. Gene Ontology annotation, biological process: long-chain fatty-acyl-CoA metabolic process.
GUUGAAAUGAAGCUUUCAUACUUAUUAAAGUGGCAACAGUGAUUUCCUACAAGUUUAAAUACCGAGUGGCUUACCAACUUCGUUCCUGUCUGAUGUAAGAUGGAGACUAUAUGUACCGAAAAUAAGUUUGAGAAGAUUGUAAACGAAAUAAAAAUCCCCACAAGCAUAGAGGCAUUGGUUGGAAGUGAAGGAAAGGAGUACACGCAGCCAGUAUCAAAAGUUGUGACCCCUGAACUGUUUCUAAGUAUUCAGCAGGAAUUUCUUGAUAAAAAAAUUUUUAUCACUGGUGUCACAGGAUUUUUAGGCAAGGUUCUAUUGGAGAAGUUGCUUAGAUCAUGCGCUAGGAUUGAAAAAAUUUUUGUUCUAAUGAGACCUGUAGGAAAUGCAACUCCUCAAGCAAGACUUCGUAAGUUGCUCGAAAACGAACUGUUUGAUAGAGUCAGAAGGGAAUUCCCGGAUGCUUUACUCAAAGUGGAAAUGGUUGACGGAAAUAUAAUUGAAACUAAUCUAGGACUGAGUGGAAAGGACUACGCAAAUGUUACCAGUGUGUCGACCGUAUUCCACUGUGCAGCUACUGUCAGAUUCGAAGAUGAUCCCAGAAACAUUUUGAACGUAAAUCUACUUGGUGUACACAACCUUCUGGAAGUCUGUGCACAGAAUAAUAACCUGAGGGCUCUGGUUUAUGUAUCCACUGCUUACAGUUUCAGCGAUUAUUCGGAGAUUGUUGAAGAAAUUUAUCCUGAUAUGGGGGAUCCUGAACGCAUUAUAGAACUACUGGGAUGGAUGAACAGCGCGCAGAUGAAACAAUAUUGCAGCUAUUUCUUGAAUGGCCGUCCAUCUCUCUAUCAUUUCUCUAAAGCCAUGGCGGAAAUUCUGAUUGCAGAGAGAUAUCGUGAUCUUCCUUGUAUUAUAGUACGACCUUCUAUAGUAACAGCAGCUGCAGAGGAACCUUACCCCGGUUGGAUUGACAACCACAAUGGUCCUACUGGUUUCCUAGUAGGGAGUGGCAAGGGUAUUGUAAGGACUCUUCUACUGAAACGUGGAGUUACUGCUGACUGGGUCCCCGUUGAUAUUGUAGUCAACACACUGAUUGCAGCAGCCUGUUACAGGGCCCAUGAAAGUCAUCUUCCUCGUUUAACAAGAAUGUCUCAAGCUACAGGAGUUCCUAUUGUAAACUGUACAUGCCCAGAUACUAAUCUUAUAGAAUGGACUGAAGUAGUGAAAUUGUGUCUUCCCUAUCUCAUAAAAUACCCCAGUGUUAAAGUAUAUUAUCGACCUGGAGGAACAGUCACUACAUCUGAAACAGUAUACAAGAUGUGCACUUUCUUCUAUCAUUACGUUCCGGCUGCUAUUCUAGACGUCGUUUUUUAUAUGACAAGAAAAAGAUUUAAUAUGGUAAACUUCUAUCGGCGCAUACAUGGUAUCAUGGAGAAUCUGCAGCAUUACACCACGCACAAAUUUGUUUUCCGCUCACCUAACAUGCAGAGGCUCAUCAGUCUUGCGGCUCCUGAAGAUGUGCAAAUAUUUCCAUUAGACCAAAGCCAACUUAACUGGAAACAGUACAUUGAGAAUUACGUCUUAGGAGUUCGAAGAUACUACAUGCAUGAAAGCGAUGACAGUCUACCAGCUGCUCGCAGGCGCAUGAACAGAAUAACUAUCGUAUGGACAGCUACACAAUUUGCCUGUAUUGCUGCAAUAUUGCAUGCAGUUCUGAAAAAGCACUUUCCUGGUUUGUUGGAGUACAGCAUUCAAUCUAUGCGACGCGCAUUGCCAGCUACAAUGCUAUAUAAAGCAACGAAGCUUCUGAAAAAAUAGGAACUUUUCCAUUAAUUCAUGUUACAUUUUACUGCCAAAUGAUACAGUACAAUGGUUCUGUGAUUUUUUUUUUUCCAAAAUCUUAAUGUUUUCAAUAAAUAUUGAUUUUGUAAG